Molecule: messenger RNA, 2518 nt
Organism: Fragaria vesca subsp. vesca
Lineage: Eukaryota; Viridiplantae; Streptophyta; Magnoliopsida; Rosales; Rosaceae
Product: GPI transamidase component PIG-T-like
Exons: 5
Coding region: 136-2130 (664 amino acids)
Biological process (GO): attachment of GPI anchor to protein
Cellular component (GO): GPI-anchor transamidase complex
Source: RefSeq, a predicted model, not a curated record
GCAACAUAAUUGAGAAGCAGUCCUUGGCAAGAGUAGAGAGUCUUUCACUGACCAAAACCUAUGCUUCCAUGGCAGACUGCUAUCUCCCAUAACCCACCACACUCCGAUUCAUAGUCUCCACUCCCCCAAUCUCAUAUGGCCCUUCUCUUCCUUCUUCUCAGACCCAUCCUCCUACUCUCCCUCUUCUAUUUCGCCCCAAUUUCUCAAUCCCAAUCGGCCGCCGGCGAAGAUUUCUCGGAGGAGUUACUUCUGAGGCCCUUGCCGGAUCGGAAAGUGCUCGCCCACUUCCACUUCCAAAGCCGCGCCACUCAUUCCACCUCCAAUGGUCAUCACCACCACCUCUUCCCCAAAGCCGUUUCUCAGCUGGUUCAGAAAUUUCAUGUUAAGGAAAUGGAGUUAUCUUUCACGCAAGGUCGCUGGAACUAUGAUCAGUGGGGUGGGUUCGAUCCCAUAUCAAGCAACAAUGCCAAACCUCCAGGAGUUGAGUUGUGGGCUGUAUUUGAUGUCCGUCAUGAACAGGUGGAUGAUUCCUGGAAGAAUUUGACCCAUGCUCUUUCAGGUCUCUUUUGCGCUUCAAUAAACUUUCUAGAAUCUUCUACAACAUAUUCUGCUCCUGACUGGGGUUUUCGCCCGGAUUCAGGCAGCCUGAGGUAUGGUUCAUUGCCCCGUGAGGCUGUUUGCACUGAGAACCUAACACCCUGGCUGAAGCUCCUUCCUUGUCGAGAUAAAGCUGGGCUAUCUACAUUAAUGGAUAGACCAUCUAUCUACAAGGGGUUUUAUCAUUCACAGCGGUUGCACUUGACAUCAAGUAAAUUUGAACCAGAGGGUGGAGGCUCCGGAAUUGUCCUGGAACAAACACUCACAGUGGUUUUACAGCCUUCUAGUCAGAGAACUGGGAGGAGCUAUUCUCAUGAGACAAAUUUGCAACCCAGCUGGUCCUUGACUUCAAUUUUCGGAAGGAAGGUCAGUGGUAGAUGUGUUCUUGCCAAGUCUUCCAUUGUAUACCUUCAGCUUGAUGGCAGUCUAGUUGCUGAACUGGAUAGUUUGCAGAAAGAAAAUAAGAUAUCUGGUGCUGAUAAAUAUAUAUCUGAAGGUGUUGGGAGAAACGCUUGCUUUGAAGUAUCUGUUAAGCCUGAUAGGGUGUUAGAAGAACUGAAAGGCCUUGAAAAAAAGAACCCAUCUGUUCUAUAUGAAUUUUCUGUUGACAAGUACAAUGAGUCUCGGCCGUUUGAUUUAGGCCUAACUUGGAAGGUUCCUGUAGCUUGGUCCUGUCAGAAAGCACCAUUACAUGUUAGUAGGUUCUUGAUGGGAAGUGGGAAUGAAAGGGGCGCAAUUGCAGUAUCCUUGAGAUCUACAGAAUUGACUGAUGAGCUCUUGCAUACUGAAACGAGUGAAGGCAGGUGCAAAUUGGAAGUAAAAGUUUUUCAGGUCGUGCCUUGGUAUAUCAAGGUUUAUUUUCAUACACUGCAAGUGUAUGUUAAUGAACAACCUCAAGCAGUUUCAGAUGUUGUUGAAAAGAUGCGUGUUUCUCCCUCUAUAGACAAGGUGUCACCUGGGGUUAUGGAGAUGAUUCUGAAAUUCCCAUGUGGAAUGAAAUCAGCCGCAAUAACUUUAGACUUUGAUAAGGGGUUUUUGCAUAUUGAUGAAUAUCCUCCAGAUGCCAAUCAGGGAUUUGAUAUUCCAUCAGCCAUAAUAAGCUUUCCCAACUUCCAUACAAGUAUGCAGUUUUUGAAAGAUGAUUCUACAGAUAAGUCAGCCAUCUUAUCAAAAUUUAAGGAAAACAGCGCUAUUCUGGCGUACACAGAAGUAUUACUGGUACCCUUGACAACUCCCGAUUUUAGCAUGCCAUACAAUGUUAUCACAAUCACAUGUACUGUAUGUGCUUUGUAUUUUGGUUCCUUGCUAAAUGUACUUCGAAGACGGGUUGGUGAGGAGGAAAGAUUGGAGAAGAAAGAGAAGGAACCUGGUCUGCUUCGUCAGCUGCUAUUUAAGCUGUAUGCCAAGAUCAGUGGGAGACCAUUGGAGCCAGUUGAGUCAACAUCCACUUCAUCAUCCUCCAGCCGUUCAAAACUAUGGUUCAUUAUACUAGUGGCUGGAAUUGCUGUCUUUUGGCAAGUUUAUUAUGGAUGAUCUGUCUACGUUAUUGUACAAUAGGUGCCAAUUGGGUCCUUUACUGUACAAUAUCAUCUUCUGAUUUUAGACCCCUAAUUACGCGAGGGGCAGAACUUGGGUGCAGUACCAUGGGUACUAUUCCUUAGGUUUCCCCAAUGUUGACCUGAGACUAAACACUAAACAUCACGCUAGUCAGACCCAUCAGACCCUAAAAACACUCCCUCCCUCACUUAUUUGGUAAGGCUGAGGAAAGUUGUGAUCACUCACGACAUCCCGGCUGCUGCAAAGAUUGUGUAACUUAAAGUGAGACGGUUUUGGUAUAUGUAUUUGUCAGCGGAAGAUGUUCAAGGUAGGAGCGAAAGUGUGUUAAAACUUUAGUUAUCCAUGUCUAUAGCUGUUCAAUAUC